Trichoderma aggressivum f. europaeum is the source of this 762-nucleotide messenger RNA. RefSeq lists its product as uncharacterized. The record is from RefSeq and is a predicted model, not a curated record. The coding region runs from base 1 to 762 and encodes 253 amino acids. The transcript has 2 exons. Gene Ontology annotation, molecular function: oxidoreductase activity, acting on a sulfur group of donors, disulfide as acceptor. Lineage: Eukaryota; Fungi; Ascomycota; Sordariomycetes; Hypocreales; Hypocreaceae.
AUGACCGCCAUCCAUCCCGCGGCUCUCAUCAUGGACGAGAAGCAUCAGCACCAACAUCAACAGCAAAUCAUGGCAUCUCCAAGGCGUUCUCGCGCCCGUGAGCUGCUGCUCGUUGUCAUGUGCUUCUUCGUCGGCUUUCACCUCUGGACACACUCCGUCGCAGUGCCCUUUCUGCCGCAGCAGGCCGCCGACUUUCUCGCGCCGACGGAUGACGAUAACAGCGUCACUGGCCUCGUCCCGUUUGAAGCGCACAUCAUCAGCAAGUGUCCUGAUACUAGGCACGCUCUCCGCAACUUGAUCUUGCCCGUCAUGCAAAAAGUCCACGACAAGGUCGAUUUCACGCUCUCGUACAUUGGCAAGUAUGUCAACCCAGCUAGCUCUCCCACAUCCGUGUCAUCUAGCAUCCUUGCUAACACACCGGCACCCAGGCCCACUGCCAACGGUGGCGUCGACUGCAAACACGGUCCCUCCGAGUGCAUCGGCAACAUCAUCGAACUCUGCGCCCAUGAGCUGUAUCCCGACCCCAAGAUCUACCUGGGCUUCGUCAUGUGCCUGACCAAGGACUACCCCCUCAUCCCCGAGCGCACGCUCAUCGAAGACUGCGCCCUCGAGCACGCCAUCGACUUCAACAAGCUCAACGAAUGCGCCGCCCGCGACGAGACCGCCCACGGCAUAGAGCUGCUGCGAAACAGCGUCCAGCGGUCUGCCGAGGUGAGCUUCCCCCCUUACGAAUCGCGAGAAUGGUUGGAAAAGAUGCCAUGA